AUGUAUGCUGUGACUAUUAGUGAUGAGGGUGACUGUAACCGGUGUUUCCCGCCCGACCUGGGCAUUGGUACUGCUGCUCUAGGUGCUGGUGAGGCUGCUGCUCUAAGUGCCAGUGCGUCUGCGCCCUCAGGUGCUGGUGAGUCUGCGCUCUCAGGUACCACGUCGGCUUCGGCCUCUCUCACCUUCACACUUGACUCGGGGGCUUCUCACUCCUUCUUUCGAGACCGCACCACACUCACGCCGCUUGGUCGGCCAGUUGCAGUCUCCCUGGCAGACCCCUCUGGGGAUCCUGUCCUCUCUCACUUCUCCACUGUCCUCCCGUGUCCGGCUGCCCCCUCUGGCACCUUGUCUGGUCUUUACCUCCCCUCGUUCUCUACGAACUUGGUGAGUGGUGCUGACCUGCAGGAUAUGGGGGUUCACCAGUUCACUCCUGCGAGUCAGCGGGUGACCCACUGCACGGACGCUCGGACAGGCCGACACCUGGCCACGUUUACACGCAUGGCUUCCCGUGUCCUUCUCUCUGGUCUUCCCCGGUCCCUCCCUCCCCUUCCUCCGGGGCCUGGUCCUUCCUGUGUCCCCUGUGUCGAGGGGCGGCUCCGAGCUGCCCCUCACUCCUCUCAGUUUCCCCCGACAGAGGCCCCGCUGCAGACGCUUCACAUGGACGUGUGGGGCCCGGCCCGCGUCCGUGGACAGGGUCACGAGCGCUACGUCAUGUUGGUGGUUGACGACUACUCGCGUUACACCACAGUCUUCCCCUUGCGCAGCAAGGGUGAUGUCGCUGAGGUGUUGAUCGAAGAGCCAAUGGCCUUGAAGUAA
Molecule: messenger RNA, 816 nt
Organism: Closterium sp. NIES-65
Lineage: Eukaryota; Viridiplantae; Streptophyta; Zygnematophyceae; Desmidiales; Closteriaceae
Source: the annotation of a GenBank genome assembly